Messenger RNA from Penaeus chinensis, 982 nucleotides. RefSeq lists its product as uncharacterized. Bases 48 to 845 code for a protein of 265 amino acids. The transcript is spliced from 6 exons. The record is from RefSeq and is a predicted model, not a curated record. NCBI's taxonomy places the organism in Eukaryota, Metazoa, Arthropoda, Malacostraca, Decapoda, Penaeidae.
CGCUGGGAAGGAUGUCAGACCCACGCCAGGCCCGAGACUGACGUGACAUGAAUGUGAAGCUCCCUAUUCUGAUAGUCUGCCUUGCCGGCGCAGGGCGUGCGUGGGUGGCGAGAGACGUGGCUCAGAAGUACGCCCCGAGGCUCGUGUUCGACCAGGUGCAGGGCUCGACCAACAAGUGCUUCCCUUCGUCGGCGGCGGAGUACUACGAGGCGCGGAAGGCCGGCAGCGCCCACAGGAUCUGCAACGAGGACGAUGGCAGCCUGGCGGGCGGUGUGCCGGUCUACUGGCGGGCCAUGGCGUGUGACGAGCAUGUGCACGUAGCUUACUGGUUCUACUACGGCUACCAGGACACGUGUUCUCCCGGGGUUGGGGCCCACGAUGCGGACUGGGAGCACAUCAUCGUCAAAAUCCGAAACAUUGACACAUCAGUGGAAAAGCUUUCGGAGGUCAUGUUCUUCCAGCACAGCGGCCGUUACACACGUACCCCCGGCCAUUACUCCGCGUACAACACGCACCCGAUCGUCUACGUCGGGAAGAACUCUCACGGUUCCUACCACGACGACGGCGGCUCUGGGACCUGCUGCUACUUCGAGGACUUCAGGAAUCCUGGUAGCAAGUACCAGCACAUGGACACCUGGCUGAACCUGGAGGAGCUGCGGAGGGACGACACGGCGCCCGAGUGGAUGAUGGACCUGACGGCGGACUACUUCGACGGCAACACUUCCCCGCUGAACCGCGAGGAGACCUACCACCUGUGCUCGCAGAAGGGCUGCGAGGGCGCCUGGCUGCAGGUGUGCACCACCAGCGGCUGCGCCAAGAGCGACAUCGGGGAUGAUAUCAUGUAACCGGCCGUGGGUGGCACGCUCUGGGUGUCAUGGCGUGCUCGGGGUGUCAUGGGACGUCCUGAUUGUCAUGGCACCGCUGAAGUGUCGUGGCACCUUCGUGUGUCGCACGCGGAGCUCUGAUUAAAAAUGCAACAUCA